CCGGCGGGGGGGCAGCGGGCUCUGCCGACGGGGCCCUGGGGAUGCCCUGCCUCCCCCGCCAUGCCGGAGAGGCGCGGGGGCCUCGCCUUCCCUUUCGCCCACCGCCCCCCGGCACUCCUCCCCCGCCCCAAGGAGGCCAGCCUGCCGGGCGGCGCCGUGCCAGAGCUGCCCGCGCCGCCCCGGGGCCGGGCGGGACCGCAGCGCCGUGCCGGGGCCCCGGGCCGGCCGCCCCAUGCACCCUCCCGGCGCCCUGCUCGCCAUGGCCGACGGCGCCUUCUCGCUGUCCGCUCAGGCGGCGCGGAGCCCCGGGGGGAACCCGUCGAGGCUGCACAGCAUCGAGGCCAUCCUGGGGUUCACCAAGGAGGACGGCCUGCUGGGCCCCUUCCCGCCCGACGGCAGCGCCGGCAGCGCCAAGGAGGCGGACAGGCGGGGUCCCCGGCACUGCCUCCCCAAGAUGCCCGGGGAGCCGCCGCCGGCUGAGCCCCAGGGCCGCGCCGAGCGCUUCCAAGAGCCGUACUGCCCCGGCAGCGCCAGCCCCGAGCUGCCCGCCGGCAGCAGCGGCGAGGGGAAGCCGUCGGACGAGGAGCAGCCCAAGAAGAAGCACCGGCGGAACCGCACCACCUUCACCACGUACCAGCUCCACGAGCUGGAGCGCGCCUUCGAGAAGUCCCACUACCCCGACGUGUACAGCCGGGAGGAGCUCGCCAUGAAGGUCAACCUGCCCGAGGUCCGCGUGCAGGUCUGGUUUCAGAACAGACGGGCCAAGUGGAGGCGGCAGGAGAAGCUGGAAGUCACCUCCAUGAAGCUGCAGGACUCACCCAUCCUCUCCUUCAACCGCUCACCGCAGGCAACACCUAUGGGUCCUCUCAGCAGCAACCUUCCCCUGGAGACGUGGCUCAGCCCCCCUGUGCCCAGCAGCACAGCCCUGCAGACCCUGCCCGGCUUUGUGGCCUCGCCACAGAGCCUGCCCGGCAGCUACACGCCACCGCCCUUCCUGAACUCUCCGGCGGUGACCCACGCAUUGCAGCCCCUGGGAGCCAUGGGGCCACCACCGCCUUACCAGUGCGGGGCCACCUUUGUGGACAAGUUCCCCUUGGAUGAGGCAGACCCACGCAACACCAGCAUUGCCGCCUUGCGGAUGAAGGCCAAGGAGCACAUCCAGUCCAUCGGCAAACCCUGGCAGACAAUCUGAACUCCCUCUUCAGCAUCUGGGUGGGAGAAACCCACAGGGAAGGCUGGUUCUGGCGUGACCAAGAGACACCCUUGCCCUGCUCUGGCUCUCCGGGACAGUCAGGAAAAGGAGGGCUGUCCCUUGCACCAGCCUUGCCCCCACGCCUUGACUUGCUUUGUGUUUUGUGGUCCUUUUAAUUCCCUUUUCCACAUGCUCUGCAGAGUCAGUGGCCUGAUUAUAGCUUAGGAAAACAAUCUCUUUUGCUCUCCCUCCUUGGCUGGACGCUUUAGUUGCAAUAAAAGCUGCAGUAGGGCGAA
Messenger RNA from Columba livia (rock pigeon), 1488 nucleotides. Its product is annotated as retinal homeobox protein Rx2. NCBI's taxonomy places the organism in Eukaryota, Metazoa, Chordata, Aves, Columbiformes, Columbidae. Gene Ontology annotation, biological process: positive regulation of transcription by RNA polymerase II. The transcript has 3 exons. The coding region runs from base 233 to 1192 and encodes 319 amino acids. The record is from RefSeq and is a predicted model, not a curated record. Gene Ontology annotation, molecular function: DNA-binding transcription factor activity, RNA polymerase II-specific; RNA polymerase II cis-regulatory region sequence-specific DNA binding.